AAUCCGGUACCGACUAAUAAACCUGGCGUGGAACCUAAGCGCCCACCUAGACCUGUGAACAUAACGCAAAUGAUAAAACUGAGUCCUACCACGGCGAAUACAAUCAAUGUAUCCUGGGUCCAUGACUUUGGUAAAGCUUAUGCAAUUACAGUCGCUCUCGUCCACAAGAGGAAUUCGCUUGAUUUACUACAGAGGAUGAAAACACGCGGAGCCAAACAAAGUGAUCACACGAGGGGCAUGAUUAAAGAAAAAUUAAACGAGGAUGCUGACAGUGAAAUAGCAACAACUUCGUUGCGAGUGUCUUUAAUGUGUCCACUGGGUAAAAUGAGAAUGUCGAAUCCUUGCAGAGCGAGGACGUGCCAGCAUUUGCAAUGCUUCGACGCGUAUCUCUAUUUGCAGAUGAACGAACGUAAACCGACAUGGAAUUGCCCCGUGUGCGACAAACCGGCGCUCUAUGAUGACUUGGAUAUCGAUGGGUACUUCCAAGAAGUGUUGAACUCUCCGCAAUUGAAUUCCGAUAUUAACGAAAUUCAGCUGCACAAAGAUGGAUCGUGGAGUAUUCAAGUGGAGACUAAGAAACCUGCGCCGGCGAAGGUAGUGAAAAUGAAUACUCUGGACGAUUCAAUUGAGAUUAUUUCAGAUGACGUUGAGGUUAUAACUCCAGGUAAUGCGACGUCGACGACAACGGAGCGAACGGAGAAGACCGAAGCGGAUGCUGCGGCGACGUCGGCUGAAAGUGCGCCAGUACCUCUAAAAGAGAAAAGCGUUGUUGAUUUAACAUUGUCUGAUUCAGAGGACGACGAACCGUUGGCGAAGCGGAGGGCCCUAAAUCCGAAACCGGAUUCGACGAUCAAAUUUUCAGAUACUACUAGCAUAUCCUCGAGCAGUAAUCAGUCUCGCGUAUCGGUGACCCCAGGUCCUUCGUCCGUCUCGAGUUCCGGAUAUCCGGUUAGUCCUGGCGGUGUCAUCACGCUAAUGGACAGUCCCUCCCCUCCCGGUUCGCCCGCCCCAGCGACCGCCCAGCCUUCGACGAGCCAAUCGUCUUGCAUGCUGUCCAACGGCAGCGCCGCCGCCGCCCCCAACACGACCAACAACACCUCCGGACAAAUGUACAAUGCGAACGCCGCGAUGCCGUACCUGGAUUUGGAGAACGAGGCCAACUCCAGCGGUCAUUCGAAUUAUUAUUAAUCUCUCUUUCUUUUCUUUUUUUUACUUAUUUUGGGAAAAGAACAUACAGGCGCCGGCAUACAAAAAACAAAA
Messenger RNA from Nicrophorus vespilloides, 1260 nucleotides. RefSeq names its product E3 SUMO-protein ligase PIAS1-like. The record is from RefSeq and is a predicted model, not a curated record. The transcript has 5 exons. Gene Ontology annotation, biological process: protein sumoylation; regulation of transcription by RNA polymerase II. Gene Ontology annotation, molecular function: transcription coregulator activity; SUMO ligase activity; zinc ion binding. The annotation marks the transcript as partial. NCBI's taxonomy places the organism in Eukaryota, Metazoa, Arthropoda, Insecta, Coleoptera, Silphidae.